GCUUCAAAUCAGCACGAAGCAGUGUUUGAGGCAUAAUCAUGAAGCAGUCGGCACUUUUGCUUUUAGUUUCUUUAGCAUUUACUGCUGCAAUCGACUAUUCUACUCUUCCCGAAAUCUCCUACAAGGGCAGAACUUUGGGAUCCACUGACAGACUUAUUUACAAGUACGAAAAUGACAUUUUGAACGGAAUCAAUGGCGUAUCUGAACAAUAUGCUGGACUUAAAAUCAGAGCUGACUUGGUUGUCGAAAUGGAAUCUGAUAUGGGAUUCAAAUGCCAAUUGCAAAAUGUCCAACUUUUGGGCGUUAAGCGCAUGGAAUUACCCACUCCAUUCGAUCAACCAAUCAGAGGUGAAAUGACUCCUUUGACCAACGUUGAUGAAUUGAUCGAACAACUUGAAUUGCCCUUCGGAGCUAAAUUCACCGAACAGAGAAUCGUCUCUGGCCAAAUCUAUUGUCACAGACAAGACACUGAAUGGUCCAGAAACGUAAAGAGAUCCAUCAUCUCUACUCUCCAAAUCAACGUUCCACAAUACAAACUCAAGGAAAACCAACUCGUCAACUUCGAAGAACGUGAUGUUGUUGGAACUUGCGAAAGCAGCGUUGUUGUCUCCAGAGUCAACCCUGAAGAUGAGACCGAAAUCGCUUUGACCAAGGUUCGCAACUUUAACAACUGCCGCAACGCCGAAGUUGCCCCAAUCUACAAAUAUUCCUUGUCUGGUGUUUCUAUGUGCAAUGAUCUCCCAGAAAGAAGCUUGGAAUGCAAAUACCAAGUUGUUCCAUCUAACAGAGUUGAAUACAGACUCCGUAGAGUUAGCGGAAACUCCAAAUGGGAACAUAUGUUCACCGCUGUUCAACAAAAGACCGUCUACUUUUUGCCAAUGACCCAACAAACCACCACCACCAUGGCAAUCUAUGGUCUCCAAAGAUUCAUGUUGGAAACUAUCCAAUCUGAAUCCAGAAGAGAAACCCCAAUCCCAGAAUUGGAAGAAACCACCUACAGACGUUACGACAUCGAAUUUGAAGUCAACGAAAAACAAUUGCUCCCAGAACAAAUUGUUAAGGAAACCGAACUUUCCGAAACUGAACAAGAACAAUUGGUAAAAACCAUUGUUUCCGAAAUCAAUAGCCUCCACCAACACAUCAGAGUUGGAUCCGAAGAAGUUAAGCAACAAUUGGAAAGAACUGUUGGCUUGAUCAGAAAAUGCACUCCACAAAUGUUGACCACAAUCUACAAAGAACUUUCUGAAAAAGAAAAACAACUAAUCUUUGCCGACUUGCUCCCAACUUGUGGAACCCCAGAAUGCGUUCAAGUUAUUCUUGAAGCCAUCAAAACCGAAAGAGUACCCCUCCUUAAGGCUGUCAGCUACAUCAAGAUGAUCGCUUUGAACGCUCAACCAAACAAGAGAAUCAUCAAGCACAUCAUGACUCUUGGACAAAACGUUGAAAAGAAGACCCUUAAGAGACCAUUGAUACUCGCUGUCGGUACUUUGACCAACAGACUUCUCCAAGUUUACCAAGUUGCUGGAAAGGAAGAAAAAAUCAUCAACUUUGUUGAAGAAAUCCAAGAUUCCUUGAUCAGAAUUGUCAAGAGCGAAACCAGAAAUGUUGAACUCUGCAGAUGUGCCCUUAAGGCUCUUGGAAACAUGAAAUGCAGCGAAAACAAAUACUACGAAAUCAUUAAGCUUAUUGAAAAAACCGAAGUUCCAAGAGAAUUGAGAAUCGAAGCUGUUGAAGCUUUAAGAAAGACCAUUUCCACCCGCAGAGUUGAGGAAAUCCUCCUCAGAGUCUUCCUUAACAUUAGAGAAGAUGUUGAAUUGAGAAUGUACGCCGUUGAAAGAUUGAUCGAUCAACAAUGCAGUCUUGAAACUCUCCAAGUUAUCAUUCAACACCUUCAAAACGAGCCAGACAUGAACUUGCAAUCCUAUACUUACUCUCUCUUGAAGACUCUUUCCGAAAUCGAAACCCCAUCCCCAAUCUACUAUAAAUUCAUCGAAAAACUUAGACUCUUGAUGAUCACCAACAGACUCCCAACCUUCUCCCCAAAAUACUCUCACACCUUGAAGGCCUGGAACCUCGAUCUUGAAUCCAAGACCGGAAUCUACGCCUACUUGCAAUAUACCUACAGCAGAGUUUCCCAAGUUAUCCCAACCUGGCUUAAACUUAAGACCUUCACCCCAACCAUGGGACAUUACACCAGACUUUUGGAAGUCUCCAUGAGAAUCCAAGGAUUGAACGAAUAUACCGAAAAAUUCCUCGGCAGAAAACUGAACUUGAUCCCACAAUUGUUUAGCGAAGAUAUGUCUUUCGAAAGACUCACUCAACUCUUUACCGAUGAAGAAAUGAAGAUGCCAAGAGAAUUCUUGAACUACUUCAUGAACAACAAACAUACUUACAACACCAUGGAUGUUAAUGAACCAACCGGAUUAGAGAUUAACGUCCGUCUUUUCGACUACGAUCUCAUGUUCGCUGAUUUCGAAUGCCUUAAGGAAAUUGUUAUGGAUACCAUUGAAAAACUCAUGUCUACCGCCAUGAGAGGAUCUCCCAUGGAACAAGUUAAGGAAAUAGUUGAAAGACUUCACCAAGGAGUCAGAAUCCAAACCACCAACAUCUAUUCCUCCGUAAAUGCCAUGACUUUGGUCCCAACCCCAACCGGAUUUGCUUCUGCUUGGAACACCACUUUCGCCUGGAUCAGUCACCUUAAUGGAAAACUCCAAAUCCAAACUAGACCAUCCCUCAGAGAAUGUAUUGAAGAGAGAAGACUCCCCCAAAAGAUCGUCAUCAAGACCAAUGGACAAACCUUCCAACAAAGAACUAUCACCUUCUUCAGAAACAAGUUGGUCAGCAUGAUCCCACAAUUGUCCCAAGGAGUUAUGUAUGAAGGAUUCCUCAGCACCUCCCUCCCAAUCAAUGGUGAAUGGCAACUUGUCCAAGGAUCUGAUAGAAAUACCUUGAUGAUCCAAGGAUUGUACGUACCAUCCACUGAACAUAGACCAACCAUUGUCUCAUACAUCAGACCAGUCACUUUCGUCGAAUACCCAGAACACGAACACUUGACUCCUCUUGUAUCCAAGAUGACCACCGAACCAUACACCAUCGAAAAAUUCAUUGAAUUGCCAUACCUUGCAAAGAACUUGAAACUCCAAAUCCAAUCUUGCAUCAGAAAGACUCCCGUAUCCUCUCUUGUUCCUUUCGCUUGCCCCAACAAGAUGGAACUCGUUUUGGAACCAAUUGUCCCAACCCCAGUUAGAUUCAGUUUGGAACUUAGACCAUUCCAAACCAUCCAAAGACCAGAAACCGGAGUUUACGAAACCUUGAGAAAGGCUUUGUUCGGUGAAGAAGAAGUCAAAUACGCUUUGGAAGAUAAUGAAUCCCGUAUCUCUUACACUUUCGGAAGAGGCAGUGAAGGAAGAACUGUCUACAAGAACUCUCUCAGAUUGAGAAUCGUCCAUGACACCACCACCGAUCUUUCCAUUGCUGAGCCUAAGGCUGAUUUCACUUUCCAUUGGGUCUUUACCCCUGAAUUCACUCAACAUCAAUUCGCUUUGAUGAUGAAACAAUCCGUCCUCCCUGAAUUGUACGUCAAGGGACAUUUGAUCGUUCCAUCUCUCUGCAUGAACAGCAUGUGCGAAAGACAAGAAUUCGCUGGACUCACCACCUUCUUGAACAGACGCCGUGUAUCCAUGGUCAAAUUGUUUGUUGAUGAUGUAGAAUCAAUCAACAAAUUCCUCGGAAUCCAAAACGAAAGAUGCUUCAACAGACAAACACAAUCUUUGAAGAAAAUCCUUCCCGAAACCAUCCGCAUGAAGGUCCAGACCAGCCCAGUUGCAUUGCACUUCAUUCCAGAAGGACUUGUUAACACUUUGGUUGUAGCUCAAGAAACUCUUCUCCAAGGUCUCAGAAAGGUUUCCGAUGUAUCCCUUAGAUACCUCCCAUCUCUUCCCCUCACUGAAACUGAAAUGUACAUGAAGAUGUGCCCAGCUUUGGGCAAAGUUGACAUUGUUGCCAACUUGAUGAAACACUCCAUCAGAAUCACCAACAUCCGAGCUUUCCAAUACUUGACUCCCCAAGUUCUUCCAGUUCCAGUUAACACUCAACCACAACCCAUCCGUCAAAUCUUCCCCGCCGGUCUUUCCAGAUCCCUCUGUGUCAAGACAAGCAAAUUUGUCAAGACCUUCGAAAAUGUUGAAUACCACACCAACGAAGAAACUGAAUGCGAAUCCGUCUUGGUCAAGGACUGCCGUCGUAUGCCAAAAUGGAUGAUCACUUCCAAGAUCUUCUCUAACGCUCACCAACAAAUCAAUGCCUACUAUGGCAACGAACAAAAACUCGAACUCGUCCCAAGCACCUGGGGAGAACUUCCAGAAGUUAGAAUCAACGGAGAACGCAAAGAAAUCGAAGAAUUCUCUACCCUUAGAAUCCCAGCCAAAUACAACCCAACUUUCAUCACCUGCACUAAGGAAGGAAGACAACUUGUCUGCGAAUGCGAAACUCUCGGAUGGAAGAUUGUCAGCGACAGCUACAAAGUUAAGGUAACCGUUGCCCCAGAAAUCAGAAACUACGUCUGCGGUCAAUGCGGCAAUGAUGAUGGAGUUAUGGAUACCGGAAAACUCACUUCCCACACUAUCUCAUUGAGAUCAAAAUGUAGAGUUGAACGUGAACCACUCAGAGAAUGUCAACCAAUCUACAAACACAAAGUUAGACAACAAACUAACCCAAGAGGACCAAACAAGGUCUGCAUCUCCGUCCUUGCCUUCCCAGAAUGCUCCAAGAACUGCCAAGUAGUCGAAAAAUUCUCCAGAGGCAAAUUGCAACCAGUCAAAUACUAUUGUAUGGAGAAGGAAUACGCCAUCAGCAAGGGAUACUUGCCAGAAUCUUUCGAAGGUGAAAGCGUCGAAUCUGUAGGAGAUCUCGAAAGAGACAGCAGCUUUGAAGUUAUGACUGAAAGACUCUUGGACGUUGUCGAUACCUGCAAGGUUAGAGGAUGGUAAGAAGAUAUCAUAUGAACUUAAUUGGAAAUGUAUAAUGGACUCAGCAUUUUAUUAAAAUUUAAUUGUUUUUGGACCUAAAAAGGUUACAAAUGCUGUUAACGUUUAAUAAAAUAUAAAAACAAAAAUUUAGCAUAAAAAAAACUAAAAAAAUUGAUUUUUUUCUGCUUAAAUGUACUUAAGUAAUAAUUUUAACUUAUUAAAAAUAAAAUUCAUUUAUGAUCCC
Dimorphilus gyrociliatus is the source of this 5211-nucleotide messenger RNA. The record is from the annotation of a GenBank genome assembly. NCBI's taxonomy places the organism in Eukaryota, Metazoa, Annelida, Polychaeta, Dinophilidae.